Messenger RNA from Racocetra persica, 1385 nucleotides. The record is from the annotation of a GenBank genome assembly. NCBI's taxonomy places the organism in Eukaryota, Fungi, Glomeromycota, Glomeromycetes, Diversisporales, Gigasporaceae.
GACCUUUCAUCCAGCAAAAUCUAAAUAAUCAAUCCAUUGAUUUAAAGAAUAUAAAAGCUUUAAAAAAUAUAUCAAAAGAUUUUGAGAAUAUAAGCAACGUUGAAGAUGCAGAGAAUAUAACUACCUUUGAAAUUGACGAACUAAAGGAUACAACCAACAUUAACGACUUGGAAGAUAUAACAAACGUUAAUAAUUUAGACCAUGGUGAAAAAUUUUUAACGUAUCUUCCUCAUAGUGGAUUUAGCAAUCAACUUACUUCUUUAAAAAAUGCUAUAAUACUGUCAUAUAUUACAAACAGAACAUUAAUCAUUCCACCGAUACUUUUUGCUAAAAUUCCUCACAAGGGUAAAAAACUCUAUAAAACCCUUAACGAAUCAGCUACAAUCAAGAAAGCUAGAUUAUUAUGUUCCACUAAUCAUACAAUAUUUUGCUCGGAUGAAUAUAACCGUUAUGAUUCAUUUUCAUUAAUGAAUUGGAGUAAUCUAUUUGACUUCACAUUUGUAAGAAAACACAUUCGAGUAAUUAAUCGCGGUUAUGACUUUAAUUUACAGACUCUAGAAAAAUUUCUCAACAUUACUACAAAAGACACUUAUUAUUUUGUUGAAGAGAUUCGCUAUGAAUUUCAAUAUUUUGAUACAGAUGAUACGAAUAUUGAAGCUGGUUAUCAUUAUCAAAAAAAGUAUUUCAUUUCAAAUUUAAAAUCUCGUCCAGAAACUUUAAUACACUUAGGAUCCACAUUUGGUCUCGACAGGCUUGUUUUAGAACAACGACAAAAUGUUGAUUUAUAUUAUGGAUUACUUGCUAACUUUAAAUUUGGACAUAUGGCAUUGGAAGAAUGUGUUAAAAAAAUAGUUGAAGAAUUAGGUAGACGAAAAAGCUUUAUUGGCAUUCAUAUAAGGGUUGGUGAUGGAGGUUUUAAAUCUAUACAAUUUAAAGAACAACUUAUUGAUUCGAUGUUUAACAGAUUAGUUAGUGAAACGAAAGAAUGGUUAGAAAAACCUUAUAGUGAUUCGAAGGAAUAUCCAAAUGUUAUGAAGGAUAAUUAUUAUCUACUAAACAGUUCAAAGACUUUGUUAAAUUCAAAGUGUUUAGAAAGCAAGAAAUCACCCGUAAUCUAUAUAGCAUCAGAUAGCAAAAACCCUAAACAAAAUUUUAAAAAGAUUUAUUCUAAUUUUAAUCCUUGCGUUUUUACAUUGUCAGACUUUAAAAGAUAUUUAGAGCCUUUGCGUGAUUUGUAUAAUGAUUUUGAUAACCAUAGUUUAUAUAGCCUUUUCAUGCCCUUUGUGGAUAUGUUGGUUGUUUCUAAUGGUGGAAUAUUUAUUGGAACCUUAAAUAGUUCUUUUUCAAGGGUUGCUCGAGAUAUUCAUGAUUUUCAACAAUUUUAA